Molecule: messenger RNA, 1272 nt
Organism: Drosophila subobscura
Lineage: Eukaryota; Metazoa; Arthropoda; Insecta; Diptera; Drosophilidae
Gene: Or67a
Product: odorant receptor 67a
Exons: 4
Coding region: 1-1272 (423 amino acids)
Biological process (GO): sensory perception of smell; detection of chemical stimulus involved in sensory perception of smell
Cellular component (GO): plasma membrane
Molecular function (GO): olfactory receptor activity; odorant binding
Source: RefSeq, a predicted model, not a curated record
AUGUCCGUGAAGUUUCUCAAAGAAAAGAUACUCAGUCGAAGGGUUAAGACCGUGGAGCAGCCAAAGCGCAAGGCUUACAUCGUCUUCGAGGACUUUAUGCAGCUGCCGGUUUACUUCUAUCACACGAUUGGCCUCAGCCCCUAUGAGAUGCGGGGCAGCAAGAAGCCUGGCAUCGGAUUCCACAUACUCUUUCUCAUCCACAUGGUCAAUGCGAACUUUGUGCUGGCCAUGGAGAUCACUUUUGUGGUUGUUUCGUUCAGGCACAACGAGAACUUCAUCGAGUCCUGCAUGGUGAUGAGUUACAUUGGGUUCGUGAUUGUGGGUGAGCUGAAGAUCGUGACGGUGCUGCUGCAGCGCCAGAAGCUGACCAAUUUGGUGCGCCAAAUGGAGUCUGUCUUUCCAGCUGCCAGGCAGAAGGAGCAGGAGGAGUACGAUGUCAAGAGAUACCUGCAACGCUGCCUGCGCUACACCAAGGGCUUCGGUGGACUCUAUGUGAUACUCAUUCUCACCUACAAUGUGUUUGCCAUCUUCACGUACCUGCUGCAAAAGUGGAUUCUGCACUCGCCGCAUGCCAAGCAAUCGCUGCCCUAUACGCCGAUUGCUCCCUGGGAGUGGCGCGACAAUUGGACGUAUUAUCCCACAUAUUUUUCGCAGACGCUGGCGGGCAUGACCGUCACUUGGGGACACAUUGCCGCCGACCUCAUGAUCUUUGCCGUGGCCAUACAGGUCAUCAUGCACUUUGAUCAUCUGACCAAGUCGCUGACUGAGUUUACGGUGCGAGCCCAAUCCGAGGUGAAUGGCGCGGACAAAGACUUAAAGGAGUUGCAGGCACUCAUUGGUUAUCAUAAUAAGAUCUUAGGCCUCACUGGCGUCAUGAACGAGGUCUUCGGCUUCGCUCUCUUGCUCAACUUUAUGGCCCAAUCGGCGCUCGUUUGCUUCGUGGGCUUUCAGAUGUCGCUCGGCAUCAGUCCGGAGUUGCAGGCGAAACUGUUCCUAUUUUUGCUCUCUGCCAAUUCGGAAAUUUAUCUCAUCUGCAAGUUCAGCCAAAUGCUGAUCGAUGCGAGUGGCAGCAUAAGUUUUGCUGUCUAUGACAUGAACUGGUCGCAGGCCGAUUCGCGAUUCCGCAAGAUGCUCAUCGUGCUGGCAAUGCGUGCCCAGAAGCCUGUCUGUCUCACGGCCACUGUCUUUUUGGACAUCUCCAUUGAGACCAUGAGUAUCUUCUUGCGCAUGUCGUACAAGUUCUUCUGUGCCAUACGCACGAUGUAUCAGUGA